Molecule: messenger RNA, 819 nt
Organism: Protopolystoma xenopodis
Lineage: Eukaryota; Metazoa; Platyhelminthes; Monogenea; Polystomatidea; Polystomatidae
Source: the annotation of a GenBank genome assembly
AUGAUUAGGGACAGGGUGGGUUCGUUUUUGGCGUCGUCCCGGCCAGAUGAAUGGGUUGCGGAGAGGAGAGCAAAUCACUUUUGUCAAUCUCAACAUCACCUUUUCGUGGUGUCCACUGAGUUGGUUGUUAAUCGAGACUUGCGGAUAGUCACCAAGCCAAUAUGCCAGCCCGAUUCAGCUACAGUGCGCCAUGUCGCUCGGAGCGCCUGUCAAAGUACAACCAACUUCUGCGAAUUGAGGAGGAACUCGGUUGCCACGCCAUUUACGCGGGCGACUUUUUCAAACAAGCGAUUUGAUUCCGUCCGUCCGUCCGUCGGUUCUUCCGGCCCGGACCAAACAGAGCGGAACGCAACGCAACCGGCGUUGGACGGCCAGUUGAAGAAGAUCUGCCGAAACCGUGAGAGAGAGAGAGAGAGAGAGAAGAUGCGACAGCUCGAGCCAGACGACGCGCCAAAAACCUAGGUAGAUCACGAAAAUGGGCACAACUUGUCCACGACCCAAUUGCGCCAACAACCAGCCCCACCUUCCAGCCUGUUCGAUCCGUUGGCCGAGAGCAUUGACAGUUGCCAGGUGGGCCACUCGCAGCAACGGUGUCCAGAACAACUGACAAACUUGUCCUCUUUCUCCCACCACCCUCCACCCUCCACCCUCCACCCUACUGCCCACCCCCUGUCUAGCAACGUGAAUGCAUUGUAUCCAUGUCUGACUGACAGACUGAGCUACAAGCUCCGACCUUCCAGACAGACAACCAUCUGGAAGAGGCGACAAUCUGUCUUUCUGUAUGCCUAUUCAGAGCCAGUCUCUGCUAUUCUAUGCUAA